This is a messenger RNA of Trichomonas vaginalis G3, 246 nucleotides long. RefSeq lists its product as uncharacterized. The transcript has a single exon. The record is from RefSeq and is a predicted model, not a curated record. NCBI's taxonomy places the organism in Eukaryota, Parabasalia, Trichomonadida, Trichomonadidae. Bases 1 to 246 code for a protein of 81 amino acids.
AUGCUCAGAUUAUCCUCAAACUCCUCAGAUUAUCCUCAGACUACUCCUCAAACUCCUCAGUCUAAUCCUCAGACUCCUCCUCAGAUUAUCCUCAAACUCCUCAGACUACUCCUCAAACUACUCCUCAGUCUAAUCCUCAGACUCCUCCUCAGAUUAUCCUCAAACUCCUCAGAUUAUCCUCAAACUCCUCAGACUCCUCCUCAGAUUAUCCUCAGAUUAUCACUUUACAUAUAUAUAUAUCGAUAA